AUGACGUAUCCUCUCUCUCUCUCUCUCUCUCUCUCUCUCUCUCUCUCUCUCUCUCUCUCUGCGGCAGAUAACACGCGCAUGCGCGUACAUAUUUGCCUCACUCCUAUUCUCUCUUUAUCCCUUUCUAUCCCGUUCUCUCUUUCUCUCUCUACUCCAUUCUCUCUCACUUUUGAUUCCAUUCUCUCUCCCUGUCUAUCCCAUUUUCUCUCUCCCUAUCUAUGCUAUUCUUUCUCUUUCUCUCUCCAUUCUAUUGCAUUAACUCUAUCGCCAUUUCUAUCCAUUCUCUCUUUCUUUCUCUCUUUCCAUCCCAUUCCCUCUCCCUUUCUAUCCCAUUCUCCCAUUCUCUCCUUCUAUCCUAUUCUCUUUCUCCCCCCAUUCUAUCCCAUUAUCCCUCUCUCUCUCUCUCUCUCUCUCUCUCUCUCUCUCUCUCUCUCUCCCUUUUUCCCAUUAUCUCUUUCUCUCCCUUUCUGUCCUAUUCUCUCUCUCUUUCUCUCUUUCUAUCUCAUUCUCUCUCCCUCUCUUUUUCUAUCCCAUUUUCCCAUUCUCUCUCUUUCUUACUCUCUUCUCAAAUGCUGCUGUUGGUGUGCAUACAUGUGCGUGCAGACGGUGCCCUUUUCAAUGUGCAAUGCAGUUUAA
Molecule: messenger RNA, 636 nt
Organism: Acanthosepion pharaonis
Lineage: Eukaryota; Metazoa; Mollusca; Cephalopoda; Sepiida; Sepiidae
Source: the annotation of a GenBank genome assembly